UGCCCUUUCCCAGCGAUGAGGGCGUUGCUUAUGCUCAGGUGGUUUAUAAGUCAACUGCUUGACUUGGCAGGAAGAGGAACAAGGAAGCGAAAGAAAGCUUCACUCCAUACGAAACUGCUGGAAAGGUGCUGCCAGCUACAACUGUUCGUUUGGGAGAGCGCAAAGGGAGGGAAAAUGAGCGAAUCAGGCAAGGAUUUUGGCCAAGAGCUCAGUGACCAGAUCAAUGAUGUCCUGAGUCGACUGCAGAGCAAGGAGCUGUUUCAGUCCACCUGGGACAUUGUGGCCUUUGUCAUCUUCUUCACCUUUAUUGGUGUGGUCCUCUUGAUGGCUCUUCUGGUCCUUAUCCGCUGUUUCUGCUGCUGCUGUGAUUGUGACUCACCUAGAUCAUACAACAAGGUUCCCAGGGGAAAAGUCGGCAUCGACAACAAGGGCAUGGAGCCUUAGCCCUGCUGGAACAGGUCACCUCUGCAAACACAAUCAAGUGCCUUUGCUUUCAUGCUUUUUCUGUAAAUUGGAUCCCACCAAAGAGGGGACAUUGGGUUGGUGUUAAAACUGUGAUCCUUUCUAACCUUUACCUAUAAACAGGGACGCAGCACAGCACUCAGGUCUUCAUCCAUGAGCCGAUUGUCAAAUGCUUCAAAGAUCUGAUGUUGCAAAAACUGUGAAGCUCAACAUCUUUGUGUUUCUUGAGAACAGAGCUCAAUCUUGAUUUUCCCCUUCUACAACCAUGAACUGAAGUCCAACUGAAAAAGUGUGGUUUCGCCCUUAUAGAAUCAUAGUGUAUUUUAUUUUAGGCUACUAUGACCAAAUUCUAAUUUGCCUGGAUUCUUGUGAAUCUUGGUUUCUGAAGGUAAUGACUUGAAUAAAGUAAAAAACACAGCA
This is a messenger RNA of Anolis sagrei ordinatus, 882 nucleotides long. RefSeq names its product small integral membrane protein 22 (gene SMIM22). The record is from RefSeq and is a predicted model, not a curated record. Lineage: Eukaryota; Metazoa; Chordata; Lepidosauria; Squamata; Anolidae. Gene Ontology annotation, biological process: regulation of cell population proliferation.